Molecule: messenger RNA, 3085 nt
Organism: Alosa sapidissima (American shad)
Lineage: Eukaryota; Metazoa; Chordata; Actinopteri; Clupeiformes; Clupeidae
Gene: cep104
Product: centrosomal protein 104
Exons: 22
Coding region: 122-2938 (938 amino acids)
Cellular component (GO): cilium
Source: RefSeq, a predicted model, not a curated record
CAUAUCCCAUAAACCACCGCGAAUCCAAACAAGACAUGCGUGCCGAUUAGUUGUCAAACGGUGGUUAUGGAGAUGAGAUGGGACUGACACGGGGACACUGUGACCGGCAUUCAGGAGCACGAUGCCACGCAAGAUAGGGUUUGUAGUGGUCAGCUCCUCUGGCCACGAAGAUGGCUACAGCCCCAAGGAGCUGAUGAUCCAUGCCCCCACCGUCAAUGGCUGGAGGUCCGACAGGUACUGCCCGUACCCUCAGGAGGUCACUCUGCAGAUGGCAGAGCGCUGUCGCAUUCGGAAGCUUCAGCUGCUGGCCCACCAGUACCUCAUCCCCUCCAUGAUCGAGUUCUACGUCGCCGACCGGACUCCAAGCCCACAGGGCUUGACCAGCCUCUCCGAGCACUUCCGCAGGCUCGGGUACGUCUCCUUGUCAGACAAUGAGAAGACGGGCUUUAGAGCUCGGGAACUCAAGUCAGUGCACGUGGACGCCGUGGGAACAUACCUGAGGCUGGCCUUCCACCGUAACUAUGACAACCGAUACAACCCAUACAGCCAGGUGGCGCUGGUUGCCAUUAAUAUUUUGGGAGACCCUGUGGAUCCCAAUGAAAGCAGCAUUAUUCCAACCAAGGAGCAACUGAUUGAGCAGUACCUGAACACCAGCCAUCAGGAGUCUCCCUUGGACAGCUCCUAUUCAGGUAAGCAUGAGAGCGCAUCUCCGCUGGAUGACCUGGCCUUUGACAUGUACCAGGACCCUGAGGUGGCCCACAUCAUACGGCUGCUGGACAAGCAGAAGCAGGAGAUGGUGCGGCUCGAGCGCUACGACGUCGCCAAGCAGCUCAAGCAGGCCAUCGCCGACCUGCAGAAGGUGGGGGAGCAUUUGGGCCGGUAUGAGGUGGAGAAGCGCAGUGCUAUUGAGCGGGAGGACUACGACACGGCCAAGGAGCGCAAGGAGCAGAUGGAGGCCUACCGCCUGCGUGUGUACCAGCAGCUACAGCUGCACAGCCUGCUGGAGGAGGGACAGCUGGAGUUCCUGGCUGAUGUGUCUCCUGAUGACCCUGAGGUUGCGUCUCCGCGUGUCCACCCCAGGAUGCCAUCGUCUCUGCCCCCUGCGGCGGCCCUGGGCCCCCAGCCAGAGCAGCCCAUCUCAUCCAAACUCUCCAGCCCCAACGAGACCCCCAGCAGCACACCACGCCGGCCACCACUGCCCCCGCUGACCGAUGUGAGCUGUCUGCCCUAUGAUGAGCGGCCCUUGCCCACCCUGCAGAGGCGUGAGCGGGGGGGUGAGAUGCUCAGCCAAUCAGAAGAGGCUCCCUCCUCCCCCCCCACCCUCCGCGACCCCACUGACCCCCAGCACAGCCCACGCAGUCCAGCGGCUGCCGGCCAGCCCGAGCCCCUCACCGAGACGGCCCAGAGAGAGGCCAGCCUGCCCAUCGAGGUGUAUGGAGACAGCCUGGUGGCGGGGGUGUACUCUAAGACCUGGUCCUACAGAGAGGACGCGUUAUUAGCCGUCUACAGGAAGCUGUCAGAGGUGCCGGCCGGUGCGUCCAAGAGUGAGCUCAGGAGUCUGAUGAGGGCUGCCGUAUUCCUGGUCAAGAAGGCUCUGCUGGACAAAGUGUCAUCGGUGUUCCAGGCGUCCCUGAAGCUGCUGAAGCUGCUGCUGAGCCAGUUUGUGUGUGAGCAGCACCUGGGCCGAGCAGAGGUGUCCCACUGUGUGGAGCAGACCCUCCCCCACCUCAUGGCCCGCACCGCCGACCCCUCCACACGCCUGCGUACCACUGCACUGGCCUUCAUACAGGAGAUGGCGCUGUUCAAGGAGGUGCGUGCGCUGCAGGUGGUGCCGGGGGAGCUGCUGAAGCCUCUGAAGGGAAGCGUUCCGCCUCGUCUGGCCAUGGGCCGCGUGGAGCUGCUAGAGCGCCUCCUGCAGGACAUGGGCACACGCGACUCUGGGUUCACUCUCGAUAACGUCAUGAAGUUUCUGGCAGGAGCCCUGGAGCACAGCGCCUCAUCCGUCCGGGAGACGGCCGUCAAGAUCGUCUUCACCAUGUACCUUGUCCACGGAGACGCUGUGCUAAGCUACCUCCCACCCAACGACGCCAGCACGCGCAAGAACGUCCUCUACAAGAAUAUCUUCGAUGGCUUCGCCAAGAUGGACGGCCGUGCCUCGGACGCCCAGACCCUGGGUAAGGGCGCGGAGCAGAAGGCUGAGAAGGAGCGUGAGGAGAUCAGAAGCCUUCAGGAGCAGCUGGCAGCCCUUAAGGAGAUCAGCGAGAAGGGGAAGGAGAACGCCAAGGCCCAGGAGAGGAAGGCCGGGAAGGCUGCUAAGACAGGAGGGAAGAAGGCGACUCAGAGCAGCCCAGGGGCCACGGAGGGACCCCAGCCAGCCACCACCAGCCACCUCGACAAUCUGUGUAUAUUCUGCGGGGAGAAGGACGAGUCGUUCACAGAGGAGGGUCUGGACCUGCACUACUGGAAGCACUGUCCCAUGCUCAAACGCUGUGUCCAGUGCAGACAGGUGGUGGAGAUCUCCAGUCUGACUGACCACCUGCUGACGGAGUGUGAGAGCAGGGGUGUGUUCAUGCAAUGUGCUCUAUGUUCAGAGGCAAUACACAAGGACCACCUGGGGGAGCACGCACAGAGCCCCACCUGCAAACCUCCUGUUUCGGGAAAAAAGUGCAACCAUUGUCCCCUGUGCCACGAGAACUUCUCACCGGGAGAGGAGUCUUGGAAGUGCCACCUGAUGAGCAGAGAGGGCUGCAGUCAGAACGCGCGGCGGACUGUGCUAUCCCAGAGGCCUCAGCUGUCACAAGGGAAGGUGCCGGGUGGCGGGGCAUCGAGGGGCUCCGUGCCGGGUGCCAGGGGCAGAGGGGUUGGCAGGGGCACCAGGAUCCCGGCGCCAGCCUCCAGAGACGGCCGAGGGGCACACGGGGUGCCCACCAAGAGGUGAGACGGCCGCCAGGACCCCCUGCUGAGGAGCCUCCGCUGGACAUGAUUCUACCACACACACACACACACACACAUGCAGACACAUUUAGACACACACACACAUGCAGACACACACACACACACACACACACAUGCAGACACACACACA